AAAGGGGGAGGACACGGGAACCACGCAGCCCGGGGUCCACAGGGGCCGGGCGGGGCGGCCACGAAGCCCCAGGGGAACCACGGGGACACGCAGUGCGCAGACCCGGCCAAGCCACGCCUCCGCGCCAGCGCCGCAGUCCAGCCACGGCCAAACCACGCCUCCGCGCCAGCGCCGCAGUCCAGCCACGGCCAAACCACGCCUCCGCGCCAGCGCCGCAGUCCAGCCAACAGGGGCGCUGCGUGCAGGGCCAGGGACGCCACUCGGCGCAGGCGCAGGCCCGCAGGGAAAGGGGGCGCGGCGCCUGGGGACGGAGAGCCCGGGGCCCGGAGCGGCCCAAGCCCCCUGCCAUGCCCCAGCCCCGACGAGACCCAAGCCCCCCGCCCCGGCCCGGCGCCCUCGGGAGGCCCAAGCCCCGGCCCCUUCCACCUCGGAGGGCUCUAGGACCCGGAGGCGCCAGGCUCCCACAAACAGACUCCUGGGCGGGCGCCUGAGCCCCAAAAAUAGAUCCUCAGGGCGGACGCCCGAGCCUCAACGACAGACUCUCCGGCGGGCGCCAUGGGCCCGGGAGAAGCGGGUCACCGCGGGGCCGCCGCGCCGGUACCGCCGCCAUUCGCGCGCGUCGCGCCCUCGCUCUUCCUCGGGAACGCGCGCGCCGCGGGAGCGGGAGAGCAGCUGGCGCGCGCAGGCGUCACGCUGUGCGUCAACGUCUCCCGCCAGCAGCCCGGCCCGAGCGCGCCCGGCGUGGCCGAGCUGCGCGUGCCCGUGUUCGACGACCCGGCCGAGGACUUGCUGGCGCACCUGGAGCCCACGUGCGCCGCCAUGGAAGCCGCGGUGCGCGCCGGCGGCGCCUGCCUAGUCUACUGCAAGAAUGGCCGCAGCCGCUCGGCCGCCGUCUGCACCGCCUACCUCAUGCGGCACCGCGGCCUCAGCCUGACUCAGGCCUUCCAGAUGGUGAAGAGCGCUCGCCCGGUAGCGGAACCCAACCCGGGCUUCUGGUGUCAGCUGGAGAAGUAUGAGGCGGCCCUCCAGGGCCCGUCCUGCCCGCGGGGAGAGCCCCCAGCCUUAGGCGUGGGUCCUGAAGCUUGAAGCGGGGGCCUCGGGGCCUGCUGCCUGGAGGAAGAACGUUCCCGCACCCACGCAGGAGACGGCCUGUCCCUCCUCCCCGUCACGCGGAGCUUUCCUUUCUGUGUGUGAAACGAUGCUUUUACUGUGAUAUUUCUGGCUGAGCUGAGGAACAGAUGAUCUUACGGAUACCAAGAAACACAUUUGGUAAAACCCUGACGACAGAUUGAGGAAAAGCAAAGGGGUCCUUGAUGAUUUAUACCCCGGAAUCCUGAGUAUUUGGGAGUGCGGGCGCAUCCCGCCAGCCCCAGUGAGGGACGUGAGCACAGGCUGCGGGCAUCGGGAUCUGAGUCACACGUGAAAUCAGGAACAGCAACUCCUCUUGCGUUUAUCUUUAGUAGUGUCAUAAGAAGGGACUAGUUCUUCCUGCGUGACCACAGACGCCUGUUGGAGAAAAUGCACAGCACGUGGGGCGUUGACAUCAGCAGAGCUGUUGAUGGAGGCACCUGAAGGGCAGCUUGGAUGACCGUGGCGUUUCGCCAGCCCCUCCGCAGCAGAGCCGGAGCUGCCCCCCAGCAGUGGGGACAGUCAUGGACAUCCUUUUCCUAUUCCUAGAGAACUCCAGGACAUUCAGAAUUUCAAAAGUGACUUUUUCUCCCCUAGCUUCUUGGUGACAGAGUAUGGCGUUCCUGUAGGGAAAAUAAAGCCAGGUUCUUUUGCCUCUUUCAGUAAA
Molecule: messenger RNA, 1795 nt
Organism: Callithrix jacchus (white-tufted-ear marmoset)
Lineage: Eukaryota; Metazoa; Chordata; Mammalia; Primates; Cebidae
Gene: DUSP28
Product: dual specificity phosphatase 28
Biological process (GO): protein dephosphorylation
Cellular component (GO): cytoplasm
Source: RefSeq, a predicted model, not a curated record